Messenger RNA from Ustilago hordei, 3021 nucleotides. RefSeq lists its product as uncharacterized. Bases 1 to 3021 code for a protein of 1006 amino acids. Gene Ontology annotation, cellular component: U2-type post-mRNA release spliceosomal complex. Lineage: Eukaryota; Fungi; Basidiomycota; Ustilaginomycetes; Ustilaginales; Ustilaginaceae. The record is from RefSeq and is a predicted model, not a curated record. Gene Ontology annotation, molecular function: nucleic acid binding. Gene Ontology annotation, biological process: spliceosomal complex disassembly. The transcript has a single exon.
AUGGCACGGCACAGGAAAGACCCUUUCGCAGACGACUUUUUGGACGAUGAUAGCGACCUUUCCUCCGCACCCGAAGAUGAUCUCGACGUAGGUUCCUCUUCUGGACUUGGCUCUCACGCACGCAAGAGGAUGAGAAGAAGCAAGGAUGAUGCGGUAUACGGUAUCUUCGGGGAUGACGAGGACGCGGCGAAUGAAGCAGAAGGUGGGAUGGGUAGCACGGUUAGAGCGAGAGAUGCCAAGGGAAGGAAGGUGGAUUACCGGGCUGGACAGGCCUUUGUGCCCGCCUCGAGCAGCACGACACAACGGAAGGAUGCUUCAGAGGACGAUGCAGAAGCCGAAACCUUGCAAGCAAAAGAGGAAGAGGCAGACGAGGAGAAAGAGGUAGUGGACGACUUUCAACCAACCUCGUUUCACUCCUCUCGACAGCAUAGGGGCGGGUUAGGCUCAGGAUCACAGAUAUCACGCGAGCCACGUGAGCCAACACCACCAAAGGCUCUAAAUGCAGGCGGAAGAGCAGGCAUUGGUGCACGAGCAGGAAUCGGAAGCAGAUCCAUCAAUGACCAAGAGGGAGAAGGGGGUCCAUCAAAACGCAAAAGUGGCCUCACUUCACUAUCGAUGUUCGUCUCUGCAGGUGCAUCAAAGGUGUCUGAUACUAAGGUGCCGCCUCACGAAGUCGCUCCCAGUAUCUCAACAGCAAAGACAACAGCAACAGCAGCGCCCUCAACUGCACCUCCACAAGGAAUUGCAAUGGAAGAACAACUCUCAGCAGCAGGUCUACCUACCGCCUUUGCCGCCCCAAAACCCACUCUUGCACCAUCUUCCGCUUUCCAACGCGCCUCCAAGCCUACACCACCUCCCUCAAUACCGCCCACAAGCAUCAAGUUUGGGAGCAAAUUCGAUCCGUCCGCAUAUCUAGCGUCCAUGGGAUGGACGGGAGGAGGACUUGGCAAGUCCGGUCAAGGCAUUGUUGCUCCCAUCGAGGUCCAACUUCGACCUGAACGUGCAGGUAUCGCUUAUGGUGGACUUAAAGAGAAGACUCAGCAAGCUCGCAAUGAAGCUAGGCGGCGCGGACAAGGCUCCCCCUCUCCCCCUCCUUCAGGGAAGAAGCAGAAGGGAAAGAAAGAGAAGAGACCAGUAUGGACUCAACCCGAGAGGGAAAAGAAACCUCGCAAGCCAAAAAUCGAACAUCGAACCUACGAGCAGAUCCUUUCUGAGAUCGGUGCAGCCCCGGCUCCGGCGGGAGGAGAAAAGAUUUACGAUGCUAGUAGCGGCCAACUUCGAGAAGUUACUGAUUUGGCUUCUGCACUUGGAAGGAAGAAGGGUGUUCCGACAGCAAGUCAGAGCGUGUUGCCGGAGUUGCAGCAUAAUUUGAGGUUGAUAUGCGAUGCGAAUGGGCAGACACUGGCUGCGUUGGCGAGGGAAGGAAGACAGAUCAUGGAUAGGAGGAGGUGGUUGAAGAGGGAAAGCGAGAUGGAGGAACGGAAGCAGGUUGCGGAGGUGGCAAAGACGCAGCGCAUCAGAGAAGUUUUGGUCUUGGUGAGGAAGUUAGAGGAGGGGAGUGGAAGAGCGAGUGUAGAGGUGGAAGACAGGGGGAAGGAGGUGUUGGAUGGGUUCACGCCAUUGGUGCAGGAGCUGGGGGCAAAUUUCGCAGAUGAGAUCUUGGAGUUAGGAUUGGACGAAGCGGUGAUUGGAGCUGUUGCGCCCAUCUUCCGGGUUCUAUGGAGCUCUGGCUCGUGGACUCCGCUGAGACAACCUCAUGCUGGGGUGUCUUAUCUCAAGCAGUGGCUUGCGGUAAUCCGUCCUUCACCAACCUCGACUAAGAAGACUGCUACAGCGGUAGUGAUGACAUCCUACGAAUCACUCCUCUGGACCCUCUGGAUGCCCUCCAUCCGCUCUUCACUCAACAAUGCCUUCAAACCGCACCAUCCUUCCUCAGCUCUUGUACUCCUCGAAACCUGGCACCCACUCCUCCCCACCUUCAUAUUCGAUAACAUUAUCCAACAACUUCUCCUACCCAAACUCAGAGCCGGUAUCGCCAUGUGGGAUGCAAGAACCUCGACGUGGGGACUAGAGCAUGUGGUCUUCCCCUGGCUACCACUACUCGGUAUACCGCGGAUGCAGGAAGUGCUGGAUGAAGCGAAACGACGCCUCAGAUCCGGCCUUAAAGUGCUUAGUCUAAAUAAAGGUCCGAGCAAAGGAUUGGGUCAGUGGCGAAAGUUUUACACCGAAAAAGAAGGUGGCAGGGGAGAAUGGGAAGGGUUGAUGCUAUCCACACUCGUGCCCAGGCUGAGUUCGUACCUGGAAAGACAAUUCAGGGUUGAUCCUGUGAAUCAGAACCUGGAACCCCUGAACGUGGCACUAGGUUGGAAAGGCGUGAUUGGACGGUCGACGGUGAAGAGAGUGGUUGUGGCGGAUCUGUUUCCCAAAUGGCUCCAAGUCCUGUGCGACUGGCUGAAACAGCCUCAAGUGCAGCUAGGCGAGGUGGCAGAAUGGUACGAGUUCUGGCGCUCAUUCUUUCUCCACCACCAUCUUGUUGAGGAAGGGGAGAGGGAAGAAGAUGCGGCGAACAUCGGCUUCUGCUUAGGUCUGAACCUGAUCAACUCUGCCUUAGACCAUCCUCUUGAUCAACGCGGUAAGCUCAGACCACCAGCAUUUACUCUACCCUCUCGACAUCGUUCCUCCGCACCCAAGAAAGCAACAACACCAGAACUUCAGGACGAUAGCGAGAAGGAAGUGGCAACCUUCCGCAGCGUCCUGAUCGACGAACUCGCGACACACGACAUGUUCUUGUUGAAGACCUCAGAGGUUCAUCGAAUCUCUCCCACUGCUACAACGGCUGUUUGGAGAGUGUCGAAGAGUCCUUCUGGUGCAGCUGGAGGAGGUGGAAAGGGGAAGGAAAAGUCGGUCAAGGUGUUUAUCGAUGAUGAUGUUGUGUUCCUUCACCGCCUCAACACAGAGGGAGAGGGGGAAGGGGAGUGGGAACCGAUUUCUAUCUCCACUCUGGUCGCUGCGCUGGAGUAG